GCCGACUCAAGUCUGUUCAGGACUCGUGGGAGGACAGUGAGGUGGAGUUAAUGGCUGCAAUGGGAAACAAUGCUGCCAAAGCCAAAUAUGAGCAGAAGGUUCCUGCUUUUUACUACAGACCAACACACACAGACUGCAAGCUGCUGAGGGAGCAGUGGAUCAGAGCCAAAUAUGAGAGGAACGACUUUGAGUUUAUCGAGAAGCAGGAGUCGUGCUCGGCAGGGUAUAGAGAGGGGUUUCUAUGGAAACGAGGACGUGACAACGGCCAGUUCUUCAGCCGAAAGUUUGUUCUGUCUGAGCGAGAGGGGGCCCUGAAAUACUUCAACAAGCAGGAUGCCAGGGAUCCGAAGGCAACAAUGAAAAUCGAAACGCUAAAUGCAACUUUCCAGCCAGCCAAGAUCGGUAAUCCCUGCGGCCUGCAGAUCACCUACCUGAAAGACAACAGCACAAGGAACAUCUUUGUCUACCACAGUGAUGCUAAGGAGAUGGUGGACUGGUUCAACUCCAUCAGAGCAGCCAGGUUUCACUACCUCCAGGUGGCCUUUCCAGGGGCCAAUGAUGAAGAGCUGGUACCCAAGCUGACUCGAAACUUUAUGAAAGAAGGUUUCAUGGAGAAAACUGGUCCAAAGCACACAGAGGGCUUCAAGAAGAGGUGGUUUACCAUGGAUGACAGGCGGCUCAUGUAUUUCAAAGAUCCUCUGGACGCUUACGCUCGAGGUGAGGUGUUCAUCGGCAGCAAGGAGAACAGCUACACUGUCCUGGCUGGCCUGCCCCCGUCCACUCAGGGCUACCACUGGAACCACGGUAUCACCAUCAUCACACCAGACAGGAAGUUCCUGUUUGCCUGCGAGACAGAGGCGGAGCAACGGGACUGGAUAGCUGCUUUCCAAAGAGUCAUCAACCGACCAAUGAGACCACAAGAAUAUGCAGUGGAAGCCCAUUUUAAACACAAGCCUUGAAGCUGCAGGACGUCAGAACUCAACAGAACCCUGGAUCAUUGUGGUCAGGGACAGCCUCUGCACCACGCCACUCACCAGGCCUCAGCAGGGUUGAGUUAGGGUCAGAUGAUUUAGAGCGGGGCAAGAUAAAAAAACAAGACAAGUAAAAAUAGUAGAAGGAUUUUAUUCUGUCUUUGUGGAGAAAAGGUCACAUGGUAAAUGAUGUCA
Molecule: messenger RNA, 1166 nt
Organism: Nematolebias whitei (Rio pearlfish)
Lineage: Eukaryota; Metazoa; Chordata; Actinopteri; Cyprinodontiformes; Rivulidae
Product: arf-GAP with dual PH domain-containing protein 1
Exons: 10
Coding region: 51-959 (302 amino acids)
Biological process (GO): positive regulation of GTPase activity
Cellular component (GO): plasma membrane; intracellular membrane-bounded organelle
Molecular function (GO): GTPase activator activity; phosphatidylinositol bisphosphate binding
Source: RefSeq, a predicted model, not a curated record